UCCAGGGACGAACAUGUCGACCAUUGCAGGACUACCCACCGCCUGCACUUUGAUAAGCCGACCAAUAGGCAUUUCCAAUCCCACUUCCCUCGUCAAGAUCCCAUCCUCUCUUGGGUCGGUGAAGCCCGUCUCCAAGUCCUUCAGUCUGAGAUCCCCGGGCAGCUUCAGGGCGUCCAUGGCUGUGUACAAGGUGAAGCUGAUCGGCCCUGAUGGUGAGGAGCACGAGAUUGAGGCGCCCGACGACUCCUACAUCCUGGACUCGGCCGAGAACGCGGGGCUCGAGCUGCCGUACUCGUGCAGGGCGGGCUCUUGUUCCACUUGCGCGGGGAAAUUGGAGUCGGGCACGGUGGACCAGUCCGACGGGUCGUUCCUCGAAGAGAAGCAGAUGGAGCAAGGCUACGUGCUGACUUGCGUUUCCUAUCCGAAGUCCGAUUGCGUGAUCUACACACACAAAGAGGAAGAAGUCCAUUAGGGUAUUAUUACCAUAUCACUUGAUCAAUUGACAAAAUAAAGUAUUGUGUCAAUCAUUGUAGUCUCUCUAUAAUGAUGAUAGUUGAAUAGAAAGCACUCUUUGUAAGUUCCUGAAAUGCUUCCGAAUGCGGAGUAUAUUCAUAUAUCCCUGUACAAUAGCGCGAUAGCGGUCGUUUAUUUGCUUUCCACUAUGCAUUGGGGCCUCUAGAAGGCAGCAUAUUCCC
This is a messenger RNA of Eucalyptus grandis, 695 nucleotides long. Its product is annotated as ferredoxin, root R-B1. Gene Ontology annotation, cellular component: plastid. Gene Ontology annotation, molecular function: 2 iron, 2 sulfur cluster binding; electron transfer activity. The record is from RefSeq and is a predicted model, not a curated record. Lineage: Eukaryota; Viridiplantae; Streptophyta; Magnoliopsida; Myrtales; Myrtaceae. Gene Ontology annotation, biological process: electron transport chain.